AUGUUGGAGUGCUCUGGGACGAGUGAUAUUCCGAAACCACCUCAAUCCGAUUUUGCUUAUUUCUUCACUGACGACGGGCAUCUGCAGCACAGAGAGACCUUUAAACCCUACAGGUUUACCUUCAGACUAAAUGAUAUCAGCGAAACUGAUCGGGAACAUCAAACUCUUUGUCAGUACAUCACCCAACACGUCUACCAACUCUUAGAACACAAGUUCCAUCUCCAGAGGGUUUAUCUCGACCAACAGAGCUUUGUAUUCAUGAGUCUUGGAGCACUAGAGCAUGCUGGGAGUCUUGUGGUUCUGAUCCAGGACUGGGGCACAAUGCGGAGUGGCGUUUGGAGUUGGAAGGUGGUUGCACAUGAAGGACUGGAGCGAGGCAGUCAGAUUCCGUACCUGCGAUGCGCUCUGCUGGAAUCUUGCGCCAUUAUCCUAAUGAACCCCAAUGAAGGUGGACAAGCCCUGGAACAGCACGUCCAGUCAGUCUGGGAACGCUUGAUUUCGAAGAGUUCUGCCGAGCAUGUCUUCGUGGUCGCCCAUGGAUAUGGCGGACUGGCUUUUGUAGAUCUGUUUUGCCAUUGGCCAGAAGAGGUUGAGCAUCGUGUGAAGGCCGUGGCGUUCUUGAACUCAUCCCAUAGCGUGUGGCAUCAGCCCUUGGGCAAGGCCGGGCGUGACUGGCUGAAAUCUCACUCCAGAACUUGGAUACUCAGCACCAAACCCUUGAAUCGGUCUGUAGGUUCAUUGAAAGCAGGUUGCCCACAGAUUUCAGCAGGAACACAAUGCCACGACUCAGCACCUGCCGUCUGCAUGGAGUCUGUGUUUCGCUUCUUUGCCAAGAUAAUGAAACCAAAACCAAUGGCGACUCCCUUACAAGUCAUCACUAGGAGCAAGAGCCGAACCAGCGACCAAAAUAACAAUUAA
This is a messenger RNA of Xyrauchen texanus (razorback sucker), 918 nucleotides long. RefSeq lists its product as uncharacterized. Lineage: Eukaryota; Metazoa; Chordata; Actinopteri; Cypriniformes; Catostomidae. Gene Ontology annotation, cellular component: nucleus. The coding region runs from base 1 to 918 and encodes 305 amino acids. The record is from RefSeq and is a predicted model, not a curated record. Gene Ontology annotation, molecular function: siRNA binding. Gene Ontology annotation, biological process: regulatory ncRNA-mediated heterochromatin formation. The transcript has a single exon.